This is a messenger RNA of Bombyx mori (domestic silkworm), 8019 nucleotides long. Its product is annotated as polypeptide N-acetylgalactosaminyltransferase 35A. The transcript has 11 exons. The coding region runs from base 281 to 2371 and encodes 696 amino acids. The record is from RefSeq and is a predicted model, not a curated record. Gene Ontology annotation, cellular component: Golgi apparatus. Gene Ontology annotation, biological process: regulation of Notch signaling pathway; protein O-linked glycosylation. NCBI's taxonomy places the organism in Eukaryota, Metazoa, Arthropoda, Insecta, Lepidoptera, Bombycidae. Gene Ontology annotation, molecular function: polypeptide N-acetylgalactosaminyltransferase activity; Notch binding.
AGAAUGACAUUGGCUCACAAUUCUUACUUCUUAGUUCUAGUUGGAAUUUAAGACGUUGAGUUGCAACUUUAUGAAUAAUUAAUUUUGUAUUGUAUUUAAUAUAUCGUUAGAAAAUAAAUAAAAAUAAAAAUAUUUAAUUUUAAACUCGUGACAAAACUCGUUAUAUAAAUAGAGACCGAACCUAUUUUGUUUUGUAAACAAAAAUAAAACAAGAGUGUCAGACGAUGAACUUCGGCUAGGUUUACUAAUUGGUACUUUAAAAAUAACUAAAAAAUAAAACAUGGGUAAAAUAAAUAAUUCGUUUUUUUGGGGAAUAAUUUUCGCGUCGGCAACGUGGAGUAUUUCGCUUUACUUAUAUUGGUUACUUAAUAUGAGCGGUAAUCAGAUAGUAAACAAAGCAACAAAAGUCCACUAUCGACCACUUAACUGGGAUAUCAAAGAUCGUAUAAAGAACAAUGAUAAAUCUAUUGCAGCAUUGGAAGGGAAGGAUUUACUCAGUGACCAACCAAGAGAUGUGGAGGAAACAUUGUCAAAGACAAUGUGGAAAUAUCAAGAUUAUAAGAGACAAUCAGAGUACCGAAGAAAAGUGAUGCUAAAAGAAAAAUUUGCUAAACAGCAAGCUAUUAAAAUGUCAAAAAAGACUGAAAAUGAUUUAGAAGAACAAUUUGGCUUGAUAAGAAAUUCAGAAGAUUUAAGAAUCCGAGACAAAGGUUAUAAUCUUCAUGCUUUCAAUACACUUAUAUCUCAAAGAAUCGGAGACCAUAGGGACUUACCAGAUACCAGGAAUAAACUGUGUCAAUCGCAACAAUACUUUGAUGAAUUACCCCGGGCGUCAAUUAUAAUCUGUUUCUACAAUGAACAUUACGAAACAUUGAUGCGAUCAGUACAUUCUAUAAUGGAUAGAACGGAUCAGAAGCACAUAAAAGAAAUUAUACUUGUUGAUGAUUACAGCGACUUAUAUAAUUUGCAUCAUGAUGUACAGGAGGCGGUAGAUAAAUUGAAUAAUGUUAUAAAGAAAGAGGAAGAGAUGAUCGAAACUAAUAAUAUUGAUAUGGAAAAUGUUGUAGAUUACAUAAACGAUGACAAUUAUGAUAAGAAAAGCACUGAAAAUAGUGAGGUCAAGAAUAAUGUUUUUAAUAUAAGACUUUUAAAAACGAGUAAGAGAGAAGGACUUAUACGGGCAAGACUCUAUGGUGCCGACAACAGUGUGGGAGAUGUCUUAGUAUUUUUAGAUUCACAUAUCGAAGUGAAUGUGGGCUGGUUGCCGCCGCUUCUGAAGCGUUUGUCCCAAGGUGUGGACGGAGUGAAAGUGCGAUACUCGGCUCGUGCCGUGACGCCUGUCAUUGACGUGAUAAACGCUGACACCUUUGAGUACUCGCCCAGUCCACUUGUGAGGGGUGGAUUUAAUUGGGGACUACAUUUUAAAUGGGACAAUCUGCCAAAAGGAACGCUCAUAAACGAUGAAGAUUUCAUGAAACCCUUGAAAUCUCCGACAAUGGCUGGUGGCCUCUUCGCUAUAUACCGAGAGUAUUUUAAUGCGAUUGGAAAAUACGAUCCUGGCAUGAAUGUAUGGGGUGGUGAAAAUUUAGAAAUAUCUUUUAGAAUAUGGAUGUGUGGUGGUUCGUUAGAGCUGAUCCCUUGCAGUCGAGUCGGGCACGUGUUUCGUAAGAGGCGACCGUACGGCGUAGGCGAGAAGCAGGACUACAUGCUUCAGAACUCUAUGAGGAUGGCUCGAGUGUGGAUGGAUGAUUAUGUGAAAAAGGUGAUAGAGGUGAAUCCGUCGGCGGCUCACGUGGAAAUCGGCGAUAUAUCAGAACGGAAAGCGUUGCGCGAACGUUUGCAGUGCAAAACGUUUAAGUGGUACUUGGACAAUGUUUACCCGGAACUGGAGACGGGCGAAAACACCCAGGCCAAGAAGAGGAUGGCGGCUCUGAACGACGCCGAGAAGAAUAAGUUUCAGCCGUGGCAUUCGAGGAAACGUAAUUACACAGAUUCAUACCAGAUACGAUUGAAGAACACGUCUCUUUGCAUGCAAAGCGCUAAGGACAUCAAAACGAAAGGCAGUGGCCUAGUGCUCGCUAACUGCAUAAGAACUCUGAAUCAGAUGUGGUUCGAAACGGAUCGUAGCGAGCUGGUGCUCGGCCGGACAUUAUGUCUGGACGCAUCGAACAACGUGGCGCCGAUAUUAGGAAAGUGCCACGAAAUGGGUGGAACACAGGAAUGGAAACACAAGGGCACUGCGAGUUCUCCUAUUUAUAACACGGCGGCCGGAAUGUGUCUUGGCGUGGACAGAUCGUACAGAGGUGAAACCGUCUUAAUGGUUAUCUGCGAUGACUAUUCCAAUAACAAAUGGGACAUAGUCAGGUCAUAAGUGCUUUUGAGUCGCCUUCUAUUCUGCUAAAACAAUGAAUGAUGCAUUGCCCGAAUAUUUUUUCGUGUAUAUAGAUACUACUAUAUAAUAAUGUUUAUAUUUAAUUUAGUUCAAGAGUAUGUCUUGCCAUCCAUUUGAAUUGGGUCAUGGACGAAAUUGCCAAAACGGUGCCAAGAGUAUUAAUUAUUUUCGAACGUAAUAAUUAGAUUCAUAAUAAUAAUAUAAGGCCAUUUUCCACUACGUAACUACUCUCAUUAGGCGACUAUUGUCCUCUAGUGAAUGACGGAAAAUAACAAUUUGUGACACUAUGCCUUUUUGCCAUUUUCUAUCAUUAAUAGUGCCAGCGGGUUGUGCUUCGGUAUAAACAAUUUCUAGUUAGGUUGGUAUGUAUUUUAUCCCACUCUAUAUGUUCAUGCGAAGCCGUAAUUAAGUAAGCAACUCCAUCGAUAAUAUUUCGAAUAAGAUUCAUGCUUAAAUCAUUAAUUAAAACAGUUUGAAUUUAACAAAUUGACUGGUGACUACAAGAUAAUUAAUAGAUAGGCUCUUUACCUAACCAGGACAUCGACUAUGAGCUAUUUCGCAGCUUCUUUACAGAUCGAUUUUGUUGUUGCUACGAAAGAGGUCUUAGAAUAAAAUUGUAAAAAUUUGUUGAGUAGGGAAAAGAAGAAAAUAUCAGGGUUGACGUAAUUCAAAUGAAAAUUUGCUUAAGACAUGAGCAAAACAUAUAAUUGUUUUAUUUGUAUUAUAAUUAAAGUUUUUAAUAAUGUAAUAUGAUUAAAUUGGAUUGGCUUCUUAGACCGCAACCUUAGAAGGACCGUUGAAAACAACCGUAUGCAACCGAUCCUCCCGUUCCAUUAACGGUGCUUUUAAGUAUCACAAGCACCGGUCACCGUCCUCGUCGAACCCGUCAAUUGCGAUAAAGAGCUCGACGAGCAAAUUAACCUAUAAACACAGCCCACUGAGUUUCUCGCCGGAUCUUCUCAGUGGGUCGCGUUUCCGAUCCGGUGGUAGAUUCUGCGAAACACUGCUCUUGCUAGGGUUAGUGUUAGCAACGUCGUAAGGUUUGAGCCCCGUGGCUCACCUACUCGCUCUGUAAAUCUAUUAUAACCCCUCGAGGCUAUAAGAAUAGAAUAGGUUUAAAAUAAUAAGGAGUAACUACCAUCUGUAACUGUUCCAAAUUUCAAUACAACCGGGUGAACGUCUUACGAAUGCAUAGUGGACAAAUUUAAAAUGAAAUAAAGUUCUCAUCCAGCCCCUAAUUUACGUCCUUAAGAGUAAAAAUGUUAGGGCUAAGCUGAAAUAGCGUCUCAGGGCUGUGAGCAUAAGUAGGAAAAAAAAGUAACCGUAUUAUUUAACAGAAUGGAUAAGUGUAUAUUAUACUAGACGUUAGUGGAAUAAAUACGCACGGCCAUUGGAAAAUAGCUCUAACACAUUGAAACGCAAAGUUUAAUGUUGUAUAAUUUCAUAAUCAAAUUUCAUUUAUUAUGAUUAAUGAAGUUUUAGUAUUUGUGCUAGUUACCAACAUGAUUCCGUUCAAGGUAUGGUAAGAUUUACCUGUUGUGAAACGUAUUUUAAGAGUUGUCCCUAAUGACACAUGAAGUUUAUCGAGAUUAAGUUCUUUUUUUACGUUUUUUUAUUCGUCCAAAAUAUUUUAUAUUUUAGCAGUAUUUAGUUUGAAAUGUGACAUUUUUUUUUAUAGUUUAAUAUUUAAGUUUUUUAGUGUACGUUGCCAAUGUAGAAUGGAUUCCUAACAGUAGGCAAUAAGAUAAAGUAUUUUUUUCAAACUAAUCUUUUUAAUUAGUGCUUUAUGUAUAAAUAGGUUUUUAAGUUGUGUGUGUCCAUGUUAAAAGAUAUGUUCUUGAUUCAGAUGAGCUGUUUCGAUUGAUUUAAAAUAGAGAUGGAUCGGGUAGCCGUUUAGUGUUGGACACCGGAUAGCACGAGCGUGUGUACCUCUGACAAUAAGAAGACAAUAAUUUAAUCGUUAUCAAUUUUGUAUUAGAUAAUUCGUUUUUCUGUCUCGUUUUUCUGUCUCAAUGUUUUAGGCAGCUAUUAAAUUUCCAAUAUCUAACGAAGCACAAACCACUUCACCGCUAGAUGGGUCGUGCGUUCCUAUUCGAAUUAAUAAGAUAAUAGAUAAUAGUUAGUAUCAUAGAAAUACUACUAAUUAUUUAACGUUCGAUACAUGUCUUGUGCAAUCUUUGCAACUACCAGCUAAUUGAUUUUGUAUAUCUGUGUUACAUUGUAAGAAUUUACGAAGAAGUAUUUUCUUUCGGAAUUGUUUUUUUUUUAUCUUAAAGAUAUUAUAGGUUGUUAAGUGCAAUUACACUGAUAUACAACGUAAAUAUUAUCGUCGACGUUGAUAUGAAGAAACCCACGUAUAGAUAACAGAUUUGUUUACAUUUUUGUUUACGUAAUACCUAUUUACUUAUUUUGAUGUAUAUUUUAUUAUACUUGUUCGAGAAACGCGCAGAAACGUCAAGUAAAAACGUCAAAACCUCGUAUGUCUCGCCAUGGUGAUGGGAGUUCUAAUAUAUAAUCAUAUUUUACAAUAGGUGUGUUCGCUCAGUACAUUAGUAAUAUUAAUAUCGAAUUUAAUUGAAGACAAGUCGAGUAACUUUCUAAGUGCUUAUAACUUUCAGUGCGACUUUUUUAAAUCUCUAGAAAUUUUCACGCCGCUAGUAUUAUAAUUUUAUUUUAAUUGAAUAAUCGGCAUAUAAAAGUGGUGGAUAUAAAAUUAGGAAUAAAGUUUAACUUAUUCUAAAUCCAAACCAUUUUGAUACAAUUCACCGCCGGUCUAGUUAUAGGAAUGGCGUUAAACAUCUUCGAACGUUCUGGAAGAGCAUCAAUUUCUCCAUAUUCCAUAGUGCAUUUUCUUAACACGAAAUUCAUAAAAAUAUUUUAUUGCUACUAAAAGACAGCGCUUGUUUUGCCCAUCUUUUUUCAAUAGUUGAGUGAAAUCAGAGAAAUAAGUAAUUUCUAAAACGAAUUAAAAACAUCUGAUUAGGUUUUUCUAAUUAUAUGUCCACCGUUAUACGCACACGGCCUUUCGCGACUAUGCCACACCGAAUGCACUUUAAAUAUUUUAGGCGGGAAUUUUACAGAAUUAAGACCUCAUUUUUAAAUAAUGCAGGUACCCUUUCAACCCUAUUGUUCGAAAAGUAUUAAUUGAUCAUAACAAAGUUUUUUAUUUCAAUCAGCAUCAUAAAUGAGAAUAUUUAUUUUUUAACUUGAUACACUAAUGUCUGUUGUUGUCUGUGUUGAAUCUGAAAAUACCUUGCGUUAAUUUUGUCUAGUAUAAUCCUCAAUAUAAUUCUUUUUUUUUUUUCAAAUUGUUAGUACUCACAUGUUUAACAAUGUCUGUCGCGUUAUUAUAAUACCGUGCGUGUCACGUCACCAUGUUGAAUCAUGCGUCGGAUCAUCUUCAAUAAAACAUCUCAAAAACACCGGGUACUAAUAUUAUCACGUCGACGACUACAUAUUGCAAACUCUUAAACCAUUACUAAAUAAAAAUAAAAGAAUCGAGUGACAUUGCUGCUUCAGUAUAAUUCGUACAAAACUAUUGUAACUUGUGUUGUGUUUAUGUUAGUGUAUAACGAUUUCAAACGUCGGUUUGGAACUAGAAUUAAACCGUCCUUUAUUUGUAUCUCGUUUUAAUUCUUAUAUAUUGUGUAUAAGUCAUCGAUAUAUUACCAUAAUAUAUCGAUGGUAUAAGUUGUAGAUUAUACACGCGAAUCGUAUUGAAGCGAACUAAAGAAGAAUUAUAGAUUUGCUGUAAAUACUUUGGUAGUUAAGCAAUUUCGAGAAUAUUCUAAACUCUAUCGAGGUUAGUUUGGGUCGUGGUGGCCGUCAACAUCUUCGUUAAGUAUAUUUGAUAUUGUCUGGAUGUAUUGAAAGUUUAUUUGUUUAUUGUAUUUUUAAGCUAUUGCAUAGCUUCUAUCGCGAGCCCUGAGCGCGGCGACUGAAUCAAGAAAUUCCGUAACGAAAAUAACCUGACACCCACCCACUACGCCUACUAUGUAACUCGCGUUCAACACAUUCACACGUUGCGCUUGUGUAGUGUUUGUGAAUAAGCGCGCGGCGUGACGUCGCUCUGCCGCAUGCACAUCAUGAAAAGUCUGCCCAUCUCUCCCUCGCGCGGUCUAGGUUAUGAGUGUGAAGGGGACAGUUAAUGUUUUGCUUUUGUUAAUAUUUAUAAAUAUAGCGUGGUCUUAUUGUUGUUUUAAUAUUAAAUUAUUAUUGUCGAUUUAUAAUUGCAUAAGUUGAUAAAAAAUGCUAUGCAAUAGCUUUACCGCGGCAGUCUCCGAGUGCCACACGUGUUUUUUUUUAAUGGUGCCUUAGCACGUUGUCUUUGUAUACUGUAACCGCACGUCCGAACUCUGAAUGCGGCCUUCAGUAAAAAACCUUUUUUCAUUAGACGAUCACGUUCUUUCAGCGGUAGUCGUUCAUGGACACAGUUAUAUAUGUAUAGUUAAAAAAUACGGUGUCAGCGCUUGCAUCGAACCACGACACAAUCGCACGACUUCGAGUAUACCGGACGUCUUACCUAUGAGACGUCUAUGUUUUUUACCAUUUUCAAUUUACAACGUGUCCUAUCCGUAUUCUGAAUAUUUUUACUAAUGUAUUUCUUUUUUGGGUGGUGGUAUUAUGAUUAUUAUUCUUUUGUAUUAAUGUUUUUACUCAGUAUUGAAAUCAGAUCUUAAUUAUAGCGUAAGUUGAUAUUGAACAAAAAAUCCUCGACGUUAGAAGAAGCAUAAAGUCGGAUAAAUGUGAUUAAAAUUUUUCAUAUUGAACGUUAGAUAAUUUAUAUCGGUCUGGUCUAUCAUAGAUGCGAUCAUUUCAAGGAUAUAGUUUUUAAAUAAUCAAUGCAAGCAUUCAUGAAGAGAUUGUAAAUAAAAGACAAUAAAUUAUGAUUGUAGACAAUAAUACGUAUAACGUCUUCAUCUUUCAUCGCGAGAUCUCGUCUGUAAUAUUCAAAUCUGAGUAUUACAUCAGUCAGCGAGAAUUAAAGUGCGUUACUUAUAAUGAAACAAUUUGUAAAAUCCACAAACUUGGAUUCUAUCUAACACAGCACAGGCCGAAUGCUUCCGAUGUGGGACCGUUUUAAAAGCGGUUUUCUCAAAAACCUAUCCGACUUUACAUUUCCUUCUCAUUAUUUUAUCAAUUUCAUUAUUUUUAUUGAUUUUUAUUUUAAGUUUACAACCAUAGGAAAUACCGUGUUGAAUUUAAACAUUUCUAUAAAUUUAGGUUUUAUAAAAUGUUACGUAACACACGGAUUACAUCACAGAGAAUUGUUUGUUUUAAUGUUGAUAAUAUGUUUGUACAAACAAUAAUAGGCAAUCGGACAUCAAAAUUAAACAAUACAAUGACUAAGGUUAGUGUAUCUUAAUAUAAUAAAAACCGUCUUUCAAUAACCAUUGUUAAGAAAUGUUGUAUUAAAUUAAAAUGGUAUGCUUAAUGUAUUUAAUUAAAAUUACGAAGAAAACGUUUGUCUGUCAAUAUAUUUUAUAUUACUGUCCGUUUGCCUGUUGUAAUGUUAAUAAUGGUCUCCGAUUAUAUGCAUCACGUUUUACUUGAUAUUACACAAUAUUUUAUACAAUAUUUUUACGACUGAAAAUAAGUAUCUAAUAAAAAGUAUUGAAUUUCAAUAA